AUGGAGGAGACGAGGGGUGUCCUCCUCAAACAAGAAAAAGAGCCAUGGCGAGUUCUGGAAUUCUAUAGUGGCAUUGGUGGCAUGAGAUAUUCACUAAUGAAGGCUGGUGUUAAUGCAAAAGUAGUGGAAGCUUUUGACAUAAAUGACAAAGCUAAUGACGUUUAUGAGCACAAUUUUGGUCACCGUCCCUAUCAGGGUAAUAUUCAGACUCUGACAGCAGCUGAUCUGGACAAUUAUGGGGCACACGCGUGGCUACUUUCACCUCCUUGCCAACCCUACACUCGACAAGGUCUUCAAAAACAAUCUGGUGAUGCUCGAGCAGUUUCUUUUCUCAAGAUUCUUGAACUUCUUCCUCAUACUAAGCAACCUCCAAAUAUGUUGUUCGUGGAAAAUGUUGUUGGAUUUGAGACGUCAGAUACACAUGCAAAAAUGAUAGAGAUGUUAGCGAGUUCUGAUUUUAUUACACAAGAAUUUAUCUUGAGCCCGCUGCAGUUUGGUGUGCCUUAUUCCAGGCCACGUUAUUUUUGCUUGGCAAAAAGAAAGCCUUUAUCCUUUCAGCACGAAGUCUGCAAUAACCAGUUGCUUUGGUCCCCUGGUCCAUUGUUUGAGCAUAAUGAAAAUACCGUAACAGAUGGAUGGGAUAAACCACCAGCAAACUGGGAUGAUUUGAUCCAUUCUUGUGAGUCAGUUGAGAGGUUUCUUGAAUUCAAGAACUCCAGCUACCGAGUAGCUGGAGGAACUGGAACUGAUGUCUCAACAGAUUGUUCUGGAGCUUUGGAGAACGUUGAUGAAAGAAAUCUUAGAACGAUGAUCCAGUAUAUCGUUCCAUUAAGCUUGAUAGAGAGGUGGGGAAGUGCUAUGGAUAUUGUCUAUCCCGAUUCAAAGCGAUGCUGUUGUUUUACUAAGAGUUAUUAUAGAUAUGUGAAAGGCACUGGAUCGCUCUUGGCCACUAUUCAGCCAAACAUCAAGGGAAAAGCAUCUUUGUUGAAGGAGCAAGGCCUUAGAUAUUUUACCCCUAGGGAGGUUGCUAAUUUGCAUUCCUUCCCUGUGGAGUUUCAGUUCCCAGAGGAUGUAAGCCUUAGACAAUGUUAUGCAUUGUUGGGAAACAGUUUAAGCAUAGCAGUGGUUGCUCCCUUACUCCGCUAUCUGUUUUCUCAGCAAUCAUGA
Messenger RNA from Dovyalis caffra, 1167 nucleotides. Lineage: Eukaryota; Viridiplantae; Streptophyta; Magnoliopsida; Malpighiales; Salicaceae. The record is from the annotation of a GenBank genome assembly.